UUUACCUGCGGCGCUCUGCUCAGCUCGUCUUUAGUUCUGUGUGAAUCCGCUAAAAUAAACGGAUCAAAAUUAACUUUUAGUUUUUUUCUGACAGCUCUGACCCUCUGCUGGUUCUCUGGCGGACCUCAGACUUCAGGGCACAGCUUCAGUCGAGUUUCUACUUUUUCUAAUUUUCAAAAGGUGCGCAUGCGCAGUGGCCGCAGACUGAGGAAACCGUGCAGCAGUUUUUUUUUUUUUUCCUCCUGUGAAGUGCAGCGGCAGCUGGAGCAGUUCUGCCACCUGUAAAUGAAGCUCAGGUUUCUGUCGGUCCGGUUCUUCGGUCCUUGCUCUGCACGGUUUCUGUUUUGCCCUCAUCGUCACUCUGCACACUCAGGUGAUGCCUGAAGGAUCUCUCCACUCCUCCUCUGACGUCCCCAUGGGUGAAGAGUCCCCCCGCCUGUCCACUGCCUCCAUCAGCAGCGAUGAGCGUGCUCCUUCGGCCACGCCCUCCGACUCCUCUGACUUGCUCGCAUCUCACCGGCGCCCCGUGAGCCUGAUCUCCACUUUGUCCUCCGGGUCCGGAUCCUCCAGAGACGACAACCUUAUCCCGCCUCCAUCAUUCACCAGUUCCUCCUCAGACCCUGACAUUAACCUCAACCUGAGCCCCGAGGGGGGCGCCGCAGACCACCAGGGGCCGAGCCCCCAGCCCAACAGCAAGGGGCGGAGCUUCAUUCAUAACAAAAACAACAACAACAAAGACUGGAAAGCGAGUCGUGCCUCGAGCCGCCGGCAGCCGGCUUCACCAUUUAUCAGAGCCAGCAUGGCGCCCAACCCGCAGCUGACCUACCUGGACCGUGUUGUCAUGGAGAUCAUCGAGACCGAGAGGAUGUACGUCAGAGAUCUGCGCAUGAUCGUAGAGGACUACCUGGCUCACAUCAUUGAUCAGUCAGAUCAGACGGAUCUGUCGAUCCACCCUGAGCGGGUCUGCGCUCUCUUUGGAAACAUCGAGGACAUCUACGAGUUCAACAGUGAGCUGCUUCAGGAUCUCGACCAGUGUGACAACGACCCGGUCGCCAUCGCCAGGUGCUUCGUCAUGAAGAGUGAGUACUUCGACAUCUACACACAGUACUGCACCAACUACCCAAAUUCGGUAGCGGCGCUGACGGAGUGCAUGAGGAAUAAAUCUCUUGCCAAAUUUUUCCGGGAGCGCCAGGCAUCACUGAAGCGUUCACUGCCUCUGGGUUCAUACCUGCUCAAACCUGUUCAGAGGAUCCUUAAAUACCACCUGCUGCUCCAGGAGAUAGAGAAGCACUUUGACCCAGCAGAGGAGGGUUACGAGGUGGUGGAGGAGGCCCUCUACACCAUGACGGGAGUGGCAUGGUACAUCAACGACAUGAAGAGGAAACACGAGCACGCCGUCCGCCUGCAGGAGGUUCAGUCACUGCUGCUGAACUGGAAAGGUCCUGACCUCACCACGUACGGAGAACUGGUUCUGGAGGGAACCUUCAAGGUUCACCGAGCCAAAAAUGAGAGAACGCUCUUCCUGUUCGACCGCAUGCUGCUCAUCACCAAACGCCGCGGAGAGCAUUAUGUCUACAAGACGCACAUCUCUUGCUCCACUCUGAUGCUCAACGAAAACACCAAAGACUCUCUGAGCUUCAGCGUCAUGCAUUACAAAAAUCCCAAACAGUCUCACACCGUCCAGGCCAAGACAGUAGAGGAGAAGAAGCUCUGGGCUCAUCACAUCAAACGCACCAUCGUGGAAAACCACCAAGCCAUCAUCCCACAGAAGGCCAAAGAAGCCAUCCUGGAGAUGGACUCCAUCUACCCUUCCAAGUACCGUUACAGUCCUGAGCGCCUGAAGAAAGCCCCGUCCUCUCAGUCGGACGAGUUUCCACGAGAUGCUCGGCAUGGCCGCCGACAGUCUGAGCCGAUCAAACAAAUCCCAAAGAGCAGCAAAGCACUCCUGGAGGCAGAGGAGGGCGGCGUCUCUUCAAACAGCUCGAACAAAGAAAAUGGACGCCUUCCUGAAGUAGAAGAACCCGGUGGAAGCAUGCUGACACCUGAGCAGCCCACUGCAGAGAAGCUACUGCAGGAGAAGCCAUCCGAACCAAUCUCAGAACCAGAACUUUCCUCUGAUCCAACCUCUGCCAGCAUCCUCAUUUCCCCUCAAAAGUCAGAAGACCUGAAAGCUGAAGUGGAUCCAGAGCUCACAGAGGAAGCAUCCUCUGCUACACCUGAUUCAGAUUCGAAGACCUUGAGCAGUGGAGAAUCCUCUGAGGAUGAGGAGGAUGAGAAGGAGACGGGAGGGAAGGAAGGCAAAGCCACCAGCAUCCUCCCGUCCUCUGUCCUGGACAAAGCCAGCGCUAUUGCUCAGCACUUCACUAACAGCAUCAAACGAGGCAGCACGGUCCAGGAUGACACCCGCUCCCUUGGUUGUCCUUCACCUCGGUUACCCAGCAGGAGCGGCAGCAGUCUCAGCCUCUGCGCUGAAGCAGAGGACCGACCUCCUAGAUUCAGCAGCAUCAUUGGUGAUUCUGCAGAGACAUUUGGUGGGAUAGAUUUGACCAUGUUAUCUCCUCGAGAUGACAGCCCCUUUGACAAUGACAGGGGUAUUAGGCGAAGGCGGGACUCCACCCUGUCCAAGCAGGACCAGAUGCUAAUUGGGAAAAUCAAGAGUUACUAUGAAAAUGCUGGAACUCAGGAUGCCACCUUCAGCCUCCGGCGUAGAGAGAGCCUCACGUACAUCCCAUCUGGACUGGUCAUGAGCUCCGUCAGCCGGUUCAACAGCAUUCCAAAGGAUAAAACUGUCCCGACAAAUACCUCCACCUCAACCUCCUCUGCCACUGUGGACCCUACUUCUGAUUUACCCCAAAAUACUAAAGAUCAUAUGGUCUCUAGUGACUCUCUAGACUCCUUAAAGUCUGAUCAAAGAAGCACUGAUCCAGAAGAUUCAGAAAAUAGCCAGAGGUCCAGGUCUCGAAGUGUGCAGGAUAAUCUCUCUGAUGAUGAAGAGUUUAGAUCUUCAUCUGAAAUGAUCAAGAUAUGGCAGGCGAUGGAGCAAGAAAUCACAAAAUCCCAGAGUGAAGAUGGAGGGUGCGAUCGAUCCAAAGAAGCUCCGGUAACCUCCAGAAGCAUCGGCCUUUCUAUCCCAACCAAGAGCUCUUCCCAAGAAAGCAGAGCUUCUGAUCUCAGCACCAUCAAAGAAGAAUCGACAAGCCCUCUACCCCUCAAGCCCAAAGCCCCGGGGGUUAACCGGACAGGAAGCGUGAGGGACACUCUGAAGAUGUUUGGGGAAGAGGCUGUCAUCCUCAGGGCUCCAGUGCCUCGAGUCACCCAGCUGAAGGUGGAGGCAGAAAAAGAGAGGCCCAGUGAGGAUUCAGGCCAGAUGGAUGAAGUGGACAAGGCGACGAGCAAAGUCCUCCAUCUGGCUCGUCAGUACAGUCAGCGAAUCAGAACCACCAAACCGAUGGCCCGUCAGGGCAUCCUGAUCGGAAAGAAGAGCUUAGCCAGUGUGGUGGAGGAGAAACAAGGUUCAGGUAAAUCCAACCUGACUCUGCCGCUGGUUUCUCAUAAGCAGGCGACUUCUUUGCCGCUGAGUCCUGUAGACCUGAUAAGAUCUCCAACCCUGGGCCUGACCUCCAGCUCAGCAGGCAGCUCCAGGGGGGUCUCACCGGGCCGCCUUCACUCUCGCAGCCCCCUCAGUCCACCUCCUCCCAUUGAGGGCUUCAACUGGCCCGAUGUCCGUGAACUACGGUCCAAGUACUCUGACCACGGCUGCUCCCAGAGGAGUGGAGUCAGUCGGAGUCGCUCCAUCCCGGAGCAGUUUGACGGCAGUCUGAGGAGGCACUCCAGCUGCUCCUCCAGCCGCUCCCCCGAUGAUGAAGCUUCCAGCGGGGUUCCUUCACACAAAUCUCACAGAAACCGGGAUGCCAGCCGGGAGGAACGCAGCAAACGGCUCCUCAGAGCCAAUUCUCUGGAUCCUCGGCUGAGUGAUUCCCAAAUGACUGAGCUGCAAAAGCUCCAGGACCAGGUGGCAAAUGCCAGCUAUGGUUACUACAUUGCAGCCGAGGCUCCCCUGACAAAUGACCCAGAACACAAGAUCAUUGUCAUGGAGAAGCUUCCAGAAUCAGGAGAAACAGCCAAAGAACCUAAAGAAAAAGAGGACGAGGGUUACGUUCAGAUCCGUUCACCAACCAGCAGGGAGAAGAUCUCCAUCAUGGCCGUCAUCGACCGGUGCCGGGCCUACCAGGAGUCCGAUGAAUACAAACAGAGGGAGGAACCAAAGGACAAAACUCAACAGAACAAGACAUCAGCAGCAUCUGCUGAGCAGGAUGAGUCCCAGAAAACGAGAUCAAACUCUGGACCAAAGGUGGAAGGCGGUCAGCAGAGCAUCGUGAAGAAUCUGAGGGAAAGGUUUCAGAGCAUGAGCUGAAGACAGAGCAGCCCUGAACUUUCCUCCAUCGGGACUCUGAAUUAAUAACCAAAAAGGGGCAAAAUAACAGGCUGUUAAAGGUUUUAAUUAUGAGAUUAUUUAAUUUAUUUUGACAGGGAAACCUGUUAUAGCAUGUGGCAAUGACACAACAUGUUUAAAGGGGAGAUGAAAUAUUAAAACAACCCAAAUUAUCAGGUGUAUAUAUAAAGUCAGCAGUUAGAAGAUGAAUUGUUUGAUUUUGUGCAAAAAUCCAAGAAUACCUUUUCCCCGUCUGCUGUCUCAGAAAAAAAAAUCUAAAUAUCUGUAAAUAUCUUCAUGCAAAUCUUGAUUGAAAGCACCUUCCUGUGCAGGUGUAGUACAUCACUUCCUCUUCAGGUGUUCUCAGUGAAAUCAGGACUACACUAAGGGAUCGUUUCUGUUAGAGCUUCAGACUGCAGCCACUCUGUACAGAUCCUCUGUGUGGACUGCCAGAGGACUAACCACUAAACCCGACAUCCUCACCCUCACUUUGUUCACUCCCAGUGUCAAAAACACCCUGAAGGUUUAGUGUGUGCUAUAUUUAGAACAUCUCACCCCUGUACCUGCUGUCAUACCAGCCUUUGCAGUGAGGGACUGAAGCCCUCAUGGCGCCUGCAGACUCCUUUGAUGUAGAGGUCAGACUGAUGCAGUGGUUCGGGUUUGCUCCAGUACUCGUUCAGUAGGUGUUUGAUUUUAAAUUUCAGGAUAUCUGUUUUUUUGUUUUUUUUAAUGUGGAAAUCUGCACCAUCAGCACCGGACUCACCACGCUGCAGUUCACCUCUUUGACACAUUUCUGUCUCGAUGUUCCACAACAGCAACGGAGCAGAAGUAGCAGCAUCAGAUUUAUUUAUGGUGAUUUUAUCACACAUCACAGUUCUAAAACACCCCACCCACCACCCCA
This is a messenger RNA of Archocentrus centrarchus (flier cichlid), 5333 nucleotides long. RefSeq names its product pleckstrin homology domain-containing family G member 3-like. The coding region runs from base 377 to 4414 and encodes 1345 amino acids. Gene Ontology annotation, biological process: regulation of establishment of cell polarity. Lineage: Eukaryota; Metazoa; Chordata; Actinopteri; Cichliformes; Cichlidae. The record is from RefSeq and is a predicted model, not a curated record. Gene Ontology annotation, molecular function: small GTPase binding; guanyl-nucleotide exchange factor activity. The transcript is spliced from 19 exons.